CAUGGAGGGGCCGCUGUACAAGUGGACCAACUACCUGAGCGGUUGGCAGCCGCGCUGGUUCCUUCUGUGUGGGGGCAUCUUAUCCUAUUAUGAUUCCCCUGAAGAUGCCUGGAAGGGCUGCAAAGGGAGCAUCCAGAUGGCCGUCUGUGAAAUUCAAGUUCACUCUGUAGAUAACACUCGCCUGGACCUGAUCAUUCCUGGUGAACAGUAUUUCUACUUGAAGGCCAGAAGCGUGGCUGAGAGGCAGCAGUGGCUGGUUGCCCUGGGCUCCGCCAAGGCUUGCCUGACAGAUAGUCGGACACGGAAGGAGAAAGAGUUUGCCGAAAACACAGAGAACUUGAAAACCAAAAUGUCAGAGCUGAGACUCUACUGUGACCUCCUUGUCCAGCAAGUGGCUAAAACCAAGGAAGCGAGUGCAGCCGGGGGGCCCAGCCCCCAGGAUGGACUCCACGUGGGGACGCUGUUGAAAUGCACCUGCAAUACCUUCCUGAAGACCCUGGAGGAAUGUAUGCAGAUCGCCAAUGCCACCCUCACCUCCGAGCUGCUCCACCAUAGCCCGCCAGGGUCGCCACAGCUGGCCAUGCUCAAGUCCAACAAGAUGAAACAUCCUAUUGUACCGAUUCAUAAUUCAUGGGAAAGACAAAUGGAGUUAAACAAUUGUGAAAAUGGAUCUUUAAUUAUGGAAAUCAAUGGUGAUGAGGAAACACUGAUGAAAAAUCAGAGCCCCUUAUAUUUGAAAUCUGCAGAGAAAGAUCGCCAUCGAGCAAGAGCAGAAAAUACGAAUAAUGCUCUAACAGGUGAAGUAAUGAAGAACAACGAAGAGGAAAACCUGGGGGUUCUUGUCAGCAGCCCGACACAGCCUGACUCUGACCGCACAGGUCAGUCUCCAGAGUCCUACUGGGGAGAAGACCAAGAAGUCAUCCCAACCUUCUUCAGUGUCAUGAACACCAGCUUUAGUGACAUUGAACUUCUGGAAGACAGUGGCAUCCCCACUGAAGCCUUUUUAUCUUCAUGUUAUGCAGUGGUUCCAGUAUUAGACAAACUUGGUUCUACUGUGUUUGCUCCUGUUAAGAUGGAUCUUGUUGGGAACAUUAAAAAAGUCAACCAGAAGUUCAUCACCAACAGGGAGGAGUUCAGCACCCUGCAGAAGAUAGUGCUCCAUGAGGUGGAGGCGGGGGUGGCUCAGCUUAGGAACUCGGCCACAGAAGCCCUCUUGUGGCUGAAGAGAGGUCUCAAGUUUUUGAAGGGGUUUUUGACAGAAGUGAACAAUGGAGAAAGGGACAUCCAGAUAGCCUUGAACAACGCGUAUGGUAAAACGUUACGGCAACAUCACGGCUGGGUUGUCCGAGGGGUUUUUGCGUUAGCUCUGAGGGCAGCUCCAUCUUACGAAGAUUUUGUGGCUGCGUUGACCAUAAAGGAAGGCGACCACCAGAAAGCAGCUUUCAGUGCUGGGAUGCAAAAGGACCUCAGCCUUUACCUCCCUGCCAUGGAGAAGCAGCUGAUGAUCCUGGACACUUUGUAUGAGAUGCACGGGCUGGAGUCAGACGAGGUGGUGUGACAUCUGUGGCCAGUACCGCCUUCCAACUUCAGGGAAUCUAGUUUGUCCCCCAAGUGUUCUGUUGCCCUACUUCAUUUCUAGCAGCAACCCCCUCCAGGUUAAGGAGGGGAGAGAGAGAUGGAGGCAAAAACCUAGUGCUUUGAUCGUUAAUUUUUUUUUAAUGUUUUAUGUAUUUAAAAAUCAAGGUGCUAUAAAUUUCCAUUGAAAGGGCCUCUUGGAAACCAAAUCAUAGCUGUUCUAUAGACUUGUAGAGCAAGCUCUGAGAACAGAUUUGACAAAUGAAUUUGUUGGUGUUUGUUUUGCUUUGGUUUAUGAGCUUUUUAUUUAAUGGAUCACUCAAACUUCAACAGAAGAUGAGCAGAUUCCAUCUCUACAACUCCUAACCAGCGUUGCCGCCAACUGAGAAGUAACUCAAAAAAAUUUUGGAGGGCACUAGGCCCCUCUUUUGAGCUCUUGGAAUGUAACAUCAGUGAAUCCCAUAUGUUU
Suncus etruscus (white-toothed pygmy shrew) is the source of this 2044-nucleotide messenger RNA. It is a transcript of the gene PLEKHA8, whose product is annotated as pleckstrin homology domain containing A8. Gene Ontology annotation, molecular function: ceramide 1-phosphate binding; ceramide 1-phosphate transfer activity. Gene Ontology annotation, cellular component: membrane; cytoplasm; cytosol. The record is from RefSeq and is a predicted model, not a curated record. The coding region runs from base 2 to 1558 and encodes 518 amino acids. Gene Ontology annotation, biological process: ceramide transport; intermembrane lipid transfer. The transcript has 14 exons. NCBI's taxonomy places the organism in Eukaryota, Metazoa, Chordata, Mammalia, Eulipotyphla, Soricidae.